GGAAAAGAAAUCUAAGAUAUAUAUUAAGGGGGGAAAAAAAGAUGGAUUCACAAGAUUGCGUCCCAACAAAUUCAAAGCAAGAUAUCAGCCAUCACAUAAAGGGUAGCUCUGGUAAACAUUAUCUUUGUGGCUAUUGUGCAGCCUUCAUCAAUAUAGUGGUCACCUUUCCCAUCCAGAAGGUCCUCUUUCGACAACAAUUGUACGGCUUGAAAACAAAGGAUGCAGUACAUCAGCUGCAGAAAGAUGGAAUUCGUAAUCUCUAUCGUGGAAUCCUUCCUCCAUUAAUGCAAAAAACAACCACCCUGGCUCUAAUGUUUGGCUUGUAUGAAGAUUUCUCCUCCUUGCUCCAUAGUCAUACAAGUGCACCUGAACUUCUAACUUGCAGCAUGGCAGCUGUGCUUGCAGGGACCACGGAAGCCCUUCUUACACCUUUUGAACGAGUCCAGACUUUGCUUCAGGACUACAAACAUCAUGACAAAUUUACAAACACUUACCAGGCUUUCAAGGUACUAAAAGUCUAUGGGAUUAGAGAAUAUUAUCGGGGUUUGGUGCCUAUUCUGCUCCGGAAUGGAAGCAGUAACAUUCUCUUCUUUGGCCUACGAGGACCUAUCAAACAAUGUCUGCCGGAAGCGACUUCUUAUAGCGCUCACUUGGUCAAUGACUUUAUCUGUGGAGGGCUUUUGGGUGCCAUGCUGGGAUCCUUAUUUUUCCCAAUGAAUGUUGUAAAAGCUCGCAUGCAAUCUCAAAUUGGUGGUGAAUUUCAGUCUUUUUCAAAAGUUUUUGUGAUGAUCUGGCUAGAACGUGAUAAAAAAUUGAUGCAUCUUUUCAGAGGAGCCCAUCUGAAUUACUAUCGUUCUGUCCUGUCCUGGGGCAUAAUCAAUGCAACGUAUGAAUUCUUGCUAAAGCUAUUAUGA
This is a messenger RNA of Charadrius vociferus (killdeer), 914 nucleotides long. Its product is annotated as solute carrier family 25 member 51-like. The transcript has a single exon. NCBI's taxonomy places the organism in Eukaryota, Metazoa, Chordata, Aves, Charadriiformes, Charadriidae. The record is from RefSeq and is a predicted model, not a curated record. Bases 42 to 914 code for a protein of 290 amino acids.